Messenger RNA from Anisakis simplex (herring worm), 405 nucleotides. Lineage: Eukaryota; Metazoa; Nematoda; Chromadorea; Rhabditida; Anisakidae. The record is from the annotation of a GenBank genome assembly.
AUGUACGAAUGGAAUAUGGAGAAUCUGGAGCUCUAUCGUGAUUUGGAACGAAGCAGCGGUUGUGAGGCCAACCGUCAACUGCGUACCGUACGAGAGGCAUGUCAGGAUCGUCCGUCAAACGCCCGAAAAUCCGUGUCCUAUCGUCAAAGAAAGAAUCACAAAAAACACAAAGCACAUUUCGACGACAGCUCAACAACCACUCCGACCACUCAAAGUUUUCCAGGCGUUAGCCUGUCCAUAUCGAACAAUCAGAGCAAGACAUUGGCACUAUCAAUAGCCUUCAAUUUAGCACUUCUUUUGGUUCUCUCUACAGUCAUUCUUUAUGUGACCAUCAGCCACCUGACUCGUCAACGUUCUGCUCAGCACCCGUCUGAAACACAACCUCUCAAAGGAAAAGCUUUAUAG